GACGCCACUAGGUCGCAGUAACAUCGGUGCCAUUGAGUUCACACAAUAUGAGGGAGCACAGCGGCAGCCAAAACCCAACUCUAGAUUUUUCAAAUUGGUGUGUUUGACUGUUUUGCACCCGCAUAAGGUAACAAUAACGAUACAUUACAACCUACGAGAAUGGAAGCCAGAAGCUGGCUUUUAUUUUGACUGCAAGAAUGUGGUGCGGGGAGCCCUGACAAUACGCCGUUUAGCUUUCAAAUGGAAGAUUGGCUACUCUAGCUCAUUUCGGUGGAUAUGCUGCCGUUGUUUUUUUUACACAGACCCUUUCUAAUCGCCAUGGAUCUUCGGAUUUGGAUUCUUUUACCUCUUUGGUCUAUUGAGCUGUGAAAAGAAGCCAGGCUAACGCCGAUCGACCGGGAUACAACAUUCUCUGCCUACCUCGACAUUUUGCUACCAGGGAUUUAAAUAAUCACGUGCUACAACAACGGAAAGAUUUUUUUUUUUUUAAUAAUCAGAAUUGAUGUGGCCGUUUGACCUUUAAUGAAUUCAAUCUGGAGGGCAAAAUGAAUAGGGAAAGGCCGAAGAGAAAUAUCAUUCAAAAGAAAUUUGAUGAUAAUGAUGGGAUCCCAUGGUCGGAGGAGAGAGUGGUCCGCCGGGUGCUCUACCUCUCACUUAAAGAGUUUAAGACGGCUCAGAAGAGCAAAGUGGAGAAUGGCACUGGAAUAGUUAAUGGCUCCUUUGCAAAUGGUCAUUUGAAUGGUUCGGGAGCUAAAGCUGGGCUGUUCACUGGAAGCUGUAAGUCAGACCGGACAGAACAUGCAGUUCAGAGUAAAGACUGCAGCCAUGAGUACUCAAUAGAGGGGCCUGUCAGAAAGAAGCCAAGACUGCAGGCUCAGAGGAAGUUUGCUCAGUUUCAUCCCUGUUCUCCCAAUGCCACCCCGAUGAAAAUGCUGGAGGCCAUGCCCCGGAGCCCAGCCAUGCUCAACCAACUCACAAAACGCAAACCCAAAACCGAAGAUUUCCUUACUUUCCUCUGCCUAAGAGGAACUCCUGCGUUGCCCAGCAACAUGGCAUACUUUGGUAGUGCUAAAGAUGAUGAAGAUGUAGAAGAGGAAGAGGAUGAGGAAGAAGACAGCGUUAGCAAUGCCCCUGCUUCCUGCCAGUCCACUCCGCGCAAGAGCAAAGGACUCAACAAAUGCGUCGCCAACGGUCAUGUAUUUAAUGGACAGAAACGAGCUGCUGAGGAACACAAGAGCAGUUUAAGGGCCAGAGGGAGAGGCAGGGUCCAUGGGAAGGAGAAGAACUCUGUAGCAUCAGCUAGGACCUCCACUACACACAAUCUACGACCCAACAGGGCUGUACAAGAACAAAAACAACAGUCCUCCAAAAUGAACAGAACAUUGGGAGCAUCCGCUGUCAGUUCUAGGAAGACGAGAGAACUCCGUAGUCCCCCGACCAAAGCUGUGAAAUACCCCAAGGGCCACGUGACUUACACCAAAGCCAGACUGCUCAAAGAGGCCAAGCUCAGCCUGAGCAUACACACACGCCACACCCAAACACACCCUCAGCACUCCAACUCAGGAAAAGCCCAAACCAGCCACGCCAAGAUGCAAAAACAGGUGCUAUCACCAGCAACCGCUGGGAGGCUGUGUGGGACGGACACUUUCCCACACAGACGAAACGGACUGAGACAGUCAAAGAGGCAGUUGGAGUUAGACGGGGAUAGUCUGACUGGAGCAGAGAUCGAGGUUAAGAGGGUCAAAGUGGAAGUGGUUCCCUUGGAAACGCGAAGUAGGAAAGCAGCUCAGGAGAUGCCGGUGAGACCGCAAGUGGCAGGAACGCAACGGCCCAGACGGGCCUCGGCGGGGAAGCUCAUGUUCACCAAACAGAUGCACUGUAAAGCCACCGUUCUGGCCAAGAACAGCCCCAUUACCUCAACACGAGACAUUUUGAAGCCAGCUAACUCCCCCAAAAUAUCAGAGACCCUUAAAACAAGCAAUUCCCUAAAGCAAGGCAAUCCUUCUAAUACGACUGAGCCCCUCAACCAAGCUGAGCCUAAAGAGCGAGGCCGGCGCAGUGCGGAGGUCACGGAAGUUCCCGUUUUCUAUCCCAGCACACGCGAGUUCCACGAGCCGCUGACUUACAUGGAGUUUGUGCGGGGGCAAGCGGAGGCGUUUGGGUUGUACCGGGUUGUUCCGCCAGCGGAUUGGCGUCCUGAGUGCAAGCUUAAAGAGGAGAUGCGCUUCGUCUCGUACGUGCAGCAUGUGCACAAGCUGGGCAGACGCUGGGGCCCGAAUGUACAGCAACUGGCUUGCAUCAGGAGACACCUGCGGACACAAGGCAUUAAUAUAGAAGAGCCUCCACUUAUAGGCGGCUGUGAGCUGGACCUGGCCAGAUUCUUCCAGAUCCUCAAUGAAAUGGGGGGAAUGCAGCAGGUGACAGACCUGAAGACGUGGGGCCGUCUCGCCGAUCUGCUGGGCAUCCCGCGCUCGGCUCAAGAUCGGCUGGCCAAGCUCCAGGAGGCGUACUGCCAGUACCUGCUCUCCUACGACUCCCUAUCCCCAGCCCAGAGGGCCCAGCUGGAGAAGGAAGUGCUGGCGGAGAAAGAGGCCCUGGAGAGAAGAAAUGGGCCCCUAGAGGGCCAGGGAGACAUAUCCCAGCAUGCUGCUCUGCUGCUUCCACGCUGUGAGCCCAAAAAUGGGCUGGUGAACGGAGCGUUGCACCGAAGCGGAGCGCGUGAACACCUCAGAGAGCUUGACCCCACGGUGAAGACCACCCGGCCGAGAAGACUAGAGAAGAGAGGGGAGGAUGAAGGGGUGAUAAAUGAACAUCACAAGUGCAUACACAGGGGAAAGUCGUUCUCGUUGACAACAUUCUACAGGGCAGCCAGGAACACUAUGAACAUGUGCUUCAGCAAAGAGCCAGACACUGCUGAAGUUGAGAGGGAGUACUGGAGACUGGUUGAGGAAAAGGAAUGCCAUGUUGCUGUGCACUGUGGGAGGGUCGACACAAAGACUCAUGGGAGUGGAUUUCCUGUGGGAAAGUCUGAGCCAUUUUCAAAGCAUGGAUGGAAUCUUACUGUCCUUCCCAAUAACUCAGGAUCCAUCUUACGUCAUCUUGGUGCUGUGCCAGGAGUGACCAUCCCCUGGCUGAACAUAGGCAUGGUCUUUUCUACCUCAUGCUGGUGUCGGGACCAGAACAGCCUUCCAUAUAUCGAUUACCUACACACUGGUGCUGACUGCAUUUGGUACUGUAUUCCAGCUGAAGAGAAAUCAAAACUUGACAAAGUAGUACACACACUGCUACAGGCAAAUGGCACUCCAGGGUUGGAGAUGCUAGAGAGGAACAUUAUGAUUUCUCCAGAGGUGCUCCGUCGAAAGGGGGUGAAAGUGUACCGGACUGUCCAACAGAGUGGUCAGUUCAUGGUAUGUUUCCCUGGGACCUAUGUGUCUAAGGUGUGUUGUGGCUACACUGUCUCAGAGACAGUGCACUUCGCCAACCCCCAGUGGAUGAAACUGGGCUACGAGGCAGCUAAGGACCUUAAACGGCGUCGUAUAGAGGAGCCUUUCUCCACAGAGAAACUGCUCUGCCAGAUCACUACAUGUGAGCGGGACAACAAGCAGCUCAUGAAUGCAGUCUCCAGUCUCAUCAAAGAUCUCAGGGAUGCAGAGAUUAGCCAGCGCAGGGAUCUGUUCGAGGCCGGGCUCCGUCUGUCUGCGCGCUAUGGCACACACUGCGAGUCUCAAGCAGACAAGAAGAAGCAGCAGCGCUCGAGAUUUACAGAAGACACGGCUGACAGACGCUGCCAAGUGUGUCAGCAUCUGUGCUACGUCUCCAUGGUUGUUCACGAGAGUGACAAUGUGGUUUUCUGUCUGGAAUGUGCUCUUCGAUACAUCCAGAAGCGCAGGUCCCCCCGUGGCCUCAAGAUGAUGUUUCGUUACACUGAGGAGCAGAUCAACAGUCUGGUGAAUCGAGUGUGUGGCAGAGCAUUGGAGAAGGGUGGAGUGAAGCAGAAAGCCGUCGGGCCCAGCAAGACACCAGCAAAACGAAGCCCCAGAAACAAGAGCUCCGCCUUGAUCCCCCUCUCCAGCGCCGCUUCAAAUAACACCGGCCGCUCCUAACUAGACCAGACCAGACCAGACCGUCAGCGACAUUCCUCCGGGUCUCCUUUUAUAUCAGGUGUUCCUAAUACUUGUGUACAAACACUCUUCAAUACUCUUUGUACCUACUGUAUAAUAUAUCAAUACAACAAGCUGUUAUAUUGCACUUUUGUAUUACAGAUACGUGUAGUUACUGGCUGGUUAGUCCAAUAUAUUGAAUGUACGGAGGUUAAAUGUUACAUCGCAUUUCACGUCAAAUAUAAGGGGGCGAAUGCACAAUUGUUUGGGGCACCUGACAUAAGGCUAUUGGGUCUCAUCCAACAAGCACGCAACCUUUUGCACUAGUAUUGAGAUUGGUUUUUAGAUGAGUAUUUUCGGGUUGUUUUAGCAUUAAAUCGAGUAUAGAUAUGCGUAUACAUAGAUAUAAAUAUAUCCUAUACUAUUCCUAUCAUUUGUGUUUAACUGGUGCUGUAGUGACACUUUUCUCCAUCACCCUUACGGCCUGUUUGUCUCUUGGGCUCAUGUUUAUUACGUCUUAAAGCUGUCAGGAACAAGAACGAACAUGCGUGAUUACAGCCCACACAUCAAACACUGCAUGUAUCGUGGUUACUGGCAUUUCGUUUCUCCAGCUACAAAAAAAAAUAAAUACAAAAAUUGCGGGCUUGACACUUUUACAUAGAUCUAACAUGUGAAGGAGCCCGUGAAUGUUUCUGACGGCACCGAUAAGAGAUUUCCUUUGCGAAUUCCCACCUGGAGAUCUCAAGGCCUUGUGUGAGUACACUAGGAACUCCCCUCUUUUAAAAGCACAUUUUGAGGCCUUUUAAUAAACAUCUUUGGAGUACAAAUAACAAGUUUGUUGCUGAGGGCAGUUUGUGCUUGUUUUUAAAGUUACUAUGUCAAUUGUAAAUGCAGUUUCCCUUUUAUCCCACAAACUUUUGUCCCCCUGACUUUAUAUUUGUAAUUGGUUACCAGUGUUUCGUUUUGCCGUUAAGAAUGAAAUCUUUCUUUCAUUUUCAUAGAAUAUUAUUGCGAAAUAAUAAUUUCUAUCAAAAAUUAAUCCCCAAAUAUGUUUCUAUGCCAGUAAAUGUUAAAUUGAGCCUUUGAGUUCGGGUCUCUAGGGGUUUGGAUGAGAAGGUCGAGAUGAAGAAAAAGCCUUACUUCUACAUUGGUUUCUUCAUCAAUAUAAAUUAGAUGUUAACAGGGUUGCUACAAAAACAUACAAAAAAUAAGUGCUGCUUAAAUCACUGAGAAGUAUGUCAUAGUGGUGAUCCCUAGUUUUUUAGCUUUAAUUUGUUUAUUCAAAAGGAAAAGUCUUUUACCCAAAAGUAAACUAUUGUGUAGGCCUAGCUACCCAUUGCACUGACUGUAUCAAAGUCUUGUAAUCAAACAUGGUAGUCGCCCCUUUCCAAAUGACUGACUUGUAUUUAAGGUUUAAAAAACUGAACAGUGUUUCCAAAAUGUGGUUGUAUACUUUUUAUGGCCUUAAAAUGUUUUAGUUUUUUUGUUUUGUUAUCCUUUUCACCAUAUUUUAUACAGUAAUACUCCUGAUCCUUGUACUGUUAAUUUAUAUGCACUGUUAUUCAGUCCUCCAGUCCAGUGGAGAUCUUUUUGGUUACUUUUUUUUUUCUUUCUUUUUUUUUUUUUACUUUAGGUUUGUAUAUUUUUUUUGGUUUUAAUAAAUAAAUCACUUGUCAAUCCUUCCAAAAAUGUACUGGCCUCAUUGUUUUGUUUUUUAAUGGAGCUGCACAGAGUAGUUUUGAUUUUAUGGACAAUAACUGGUAAAAUGGCAAAAUUAUAAUUCUACAUUAUUUUGUGUUAAACUAAACAUAAUACAUAAAACACUACAAAUUAACUAUAAAAUUCAUAUUUUUAAAUGCUAGAUGUCAAUUUAGGCAUCACAACAUUAUAAUGUACAGUAUGAAAAAUGUCUAUUCAAAAAAUUACAUUUAACAAUAUUAAGUUUUUAAAGAUUAACUUUGAAUGUUAGGUGAUAGCCAAUUUAAUAGCCGGUAUCUGUUGAUAACAGAUCAAAAACAAUACAACUGUUCAUUGUUAGUUCAUGUUAGCACAGGUAUAUUAAUAUUACCGGCUAUUGAUUUUAAUAUUUAGUAUAUAUUUACAUUAACUGACACCCACCCCUCCCCCCAAAAAAGUUCAUUUUAACUAAGGUUAGCAAAUGAAACCUUAUUGUUAGUGUUAUAUAUUUUGAACAUUUUAAAGUGCUUAAUACUUUUAUUCAGCAAGCAUGCAUUCAUUUGAAAAGUGCCAGUAAUGUUACAGUGUUACAAAAUAAAGUUUUUGAACUGUUCAUUUAUCACAAUGUUUCAUGGUUUCCACAAAAAGUAGCACAAUUGUUUUCAAUACUAAGAAAUGUUUCAUGAGCACCAAAUCAACUUUUUUUUUUUUUAAAUUGUAAUAGUUUAUCACAAUACAAGUUAUACUGCAUUGUGGAUUAAAAAAAAUGUAGCCUCAGUGAGCAUGAGACUUUCAUUUCAAAACAUUAAAUAUUGUACCAACCCUAAACUUUUCACACACCCUUCUUCUUGAAAUCAUUUCUUAUCAAAACCCAUGCAGUCGGACUUUACUCUUCCUUUUAUAAAAGCCCUCAUUCUCGCUGCCUUCAUUUCACUGCAGUUACCGUGAUAACUCCGUAUUCUUCCCCAGAGGUAACAGGGUUUGAGAGCAACAGCUUGCUGUACGGGGAGCCUGUAA
Messenger RNA from Onychostoma macrolepis, 6794 nucleotides. It is a transcript of the gene jarid2a, whose product is annotated as jumonji and AT-rich interaction domain containing 2a. Gene Ontology annotation, biological process: chromatin remodeling. NCBI's taxonomy places the organism in Eukaryota, Metazoa, Chordata, Actinopteri, Cypriniformes, Cyprinidae. The record is from RefSeq and is a predicted model, not a curated record. Gene Ontology annotation, cellular component: nucleus. Bases 546 to 4103 code for a protein of 1185 amino acids. Gene Ontology annotation, molecular function: DNA binding; histone demethylase activity. The transcript has 18 exons.